Dicrocoelium dendriticum is the source of this 818-nucleotide messenger RNA. NCBI's taxonomy places the organism in Eukaryota, Metazoa, Platyhelminthes, Trematoda, Plagiorchiida, Dicrocoeliidae. The record is from the annotation of a GenBank genome assembly.
UCAUGACUACACACGCUGAAUUUGUGCAUGGAUAAAAGACAGCACUUUGUCUUAGAACAUUCAGCUUUUUGAUGCAACUUCGCUCUCUUCUAUGUCCUAAUAUUCAAUUAUUCUUAACGAAUACUACGAUUUCACUCGCCUACCAUUAACUUCUUUCUGGCGUUAUUACUCCGCUUUAUAGUAGAAUUUGACUGAAAGGCCAUAAACUAACCAACCCAAUGACCUAUCGCGUUGAGUUAAUCUGGACAGUAUGGUGAUUAUCGACCUUGCGUAAACCACGCUAUAAUCCAUGGCUGAGCUACAUGUGAUCGGACAGAUCAAUUACGCUCAUGGGUUUCCGAAUGUGGAUUUGUUUUGCAAGUGGGGGAUAAACGCUGGUGAAUCUUGGCGGCUCAUUGAAGGUGUUUCGGAGGGUCAAACACAAGUGGAUUGUCCGAAGAUUGGAGAGAAAUCCUAUUUCUGUCAUCCCAUAGACUUACACUUCGCCACCAAAGGACUACAAGGUUGGCCAAAACUGCAUUUUCAACUAUGGCAUUACGAUUGGGUCGGUCGAAACGAUUUGUACGGAUACGGUUUUUGUCAUGUGCCUACCUCACCUGGUUAUCAUGAGCUGGAAGUUGCAAUUUGGAAACCGGUCGGAUCAAUCACUGAUCAAAUUUUCUCCAAUUUUAUCGGUGGUGGACCUCAUCUCCGCAAAUCCGAGAUUGUUUACAGUCCUGGUGAUCGCUUUUUUCUUCAAACACAAAGCAUGGGCUAUUUGGUUCUGCAUUUGAAUGUUGUACAUCGGAAUUUUGAUAAAUUCGGUGUCGAAUUAUGAA